Rubroshorea leprosula is the source of this 1512-nucleotide messenger RNA. Lineage: Eukaryota; Viridiplantae; Streptophyta; Magnoliopsida; Malvales; Dipterocarpaceae. The record is from the annotation of a GenBank genome assembly.
GCAGUCUCCACCGCCAUUAUUUUCCAAUUUGUUUUGAUUUUGGCUUUUAGCUUUUGUAUUUUAUAUAUAGUCUGCUAUCUUUUGUGGACGCAGAGAUUAAUUUAAUAACGUCACCCACAUUCUCCUCUCUCUUUCCCCAUCGAAAGAGACCCACUAACCCAGAAAGAAGACUUGCAGGGUGGUUUUGUAUUGUUUCUUUAAGAUUUUGUUUUUCGAUUAUCAGGAUCGUGAUUUUUUGAAAUAUUUUGGCGACCAUGGGAUCUGCUUCCAUUGACCCUGCGCUUUUGGACGAUAUCAUAUCUCGUUUGUUGGAAUUCAAGAAUACGAGGGGAGCCAAGCAGGUGCUGCUGAUGGAGGGCGAGAUCCAUCAGCUGUGCACUGUUGCGAAAGGAAUCUUUCUCCAUCAGCCAAAUCUCCUGGAACUCGAGGCACCCAUCAAGAUCUGUGGUGACAUUCAUGGGCAGUAUGCUGAUCUUCUGCGUCUUUUUGAAUAUGGGGGUCUCCCUCCUACUGCUAAUUAUUUAUUCCUAGGGGACUAUGUGGAUCGAGGCAAGCAGAGCUUGGAAACAAUAUGCCUGUUGCUGGCUUAUAAGAUCAAAUACCCUGAGAACUUCUUUCUUCUGAGAGGAAACCAUGAAUCUGCUUCUAUUAAUCGUAUUUAUGGAUUUUAUGAUGAAUGCAAGCGAAGAUUCAAUGUGAAACUCUGGAAAACUUUUACUGAUUGUUUCAACUGUCUGCCUGUGGCUGCUCUCAUCGAUGACAAAAUACUGUGCAUGCAUGGUGGACUUUCCCCUGAUUUAACAAAUUUGGAUCAAAUUAGGAAUUUGCCUCGCCCUACUGAUGUUCCAGAGUCUGGUUUGCUUUGUGAUUUACUUUGGUCCGAUCCUGCUAGAGAAGUCAAGGGCUGGGGAAUGAAUGAUCGAGGAGUCUCAUAUACCUUUGGGCCAGAUAGAGUCUCAGACUUCUUGGAGACGAAUGAUAUGGAUCUUGUUUGUCGAGCCCAUCAAGUUGUUGAAGAUGGAUAUGAAUUCUUUGCUGACAGACAGCUUGUUACAAUAUUUUCUGCUCCAAACUAUUGUGGUGAAUUUGAUAAUGCUGGUGCAAUGAUGAGCGUUGAUGAAAGCUUGAUGUGCUCUUUCCAAAUUCUUAAACCUGUUGAGAAAAAGUCUAGGUUUCUCUGAGCUUUCUUGAAAUCCACUUGUGAUUUAAGGAGAAACAAUUGAAGAUUGGGAAAGUGGUGUUAGAGUUUCUUAACGAUUAGAGAUUUGCUGCAUUACCGAUUCUUAUCUGUCAGGCUGUUAAAAGGGGAAGGAGGAGCCUUUUAAUACCAUAGAAUAGUAUCACUUUACCGUGUUUUAGGGCUGCAGUGAAGGUGCAAACACCAUUUUUUUUAAUCAAAGUCCAACAAAAAUAUCGGUGAUUGUGUACAUUCAUUCUGGCCUGUAAAUGACAUAUGUAGAAUAUGGAUUCCACUGGAAGAGUUUCUGGUUUUCAUAAAACAAGAAUCUUUUU